This is a messenger RNA of Rhinolophus ferrumequinum (greater horseshoe bat), 888 nucleotides long. RefSeq names its product protein BEX1. The record is from RefSeq and is a predicted model, not a curated record. The coding region runs from base 253 to 639 and encodes 128 amino acids. Gene Ontology annotation, biological process: signal transduction. Gene Ontology annotation, cellular component: cytoplasm; nucleus. The transcript is spliced from 3 exons. Lineage: Eukaryota; Metazoa; Chordata; Mammalia; Chiroptera; Rhinolophidae. Gene Ontology annotation, molecular function: signaling receptor binding.
GACUCACAUGACCGACCAACGCUGACUCUGGCGCGCCUCGCUCCAGCGUCAGACCCGGCCAUCGCUCGCUCCCUUCUGGGUGUCUGCUCCAGGUGGCCCUGAGGGCGUGCUGGCCGGGGGUGGCCCCAAGAGUAGGAGGCGGAGGCGCAGGGGGACCAGCCCUCUGCAGGUCUGCGGGUCCAAGUGUCCGGGCGGCGCACUCGCGGCGAGAAUCGGGAGGAAGACGAGACGGCAAGGAUAGGCCCAGGAGCAAUGGCGUCGAAAGAGGAACACGCAGUAAAAAAUCUCAACAUGGAAAAUGCCAACCAGGACAAUGAAAAACAGGAUGAAAAGGAGCAAAAUGCUAAUAAAGGAGAACCCUUGGCCCUCUCUUUGGAAGCUGGUGAAUAUUGUGUACCUAGAGGAAAUCGUAGGCGGUUCCGUGUUAGGCAGCCCAUCCUGCAGUAUAGAUGGGAUGUGAUUCAAAGGCUUGGAGAUCCCCAGGCAAGGAUGGGAGAAGAUAAUAUGGAAAGGGUUGGGGAGGAGAUGAGACAACUGAGGCAAAAGCUGAGGGAAAAGCAACUGAGUCAUAGUCUGCGGGCAGUUAGCACUGACCCCCCUCGCCAUGGCCAUCACGAUGAGUUUUGCCUUAUGCCUUGAAUGCUGAUGUUUUCCCUGCAGUUAAUAGGGAGACACACACUUGCUUCCUAAACUUACAUAUUCGUGAUGUACCUUCAUUGUAAACCUUUUGGUGUUACUUGUUUCCUGUGGGUCUCCUAUUACCAGGUUCUAAUUGAAUGUUGUGUUUUCACCCAAUUUGUAAGUUUCUGUCAGCAGGGGAGUCUUACCUAUUGCAUGGAAAGAUGUUCAUUACAUAUUGUGAAGUUAAUAAAGCAAUUUAAAAAAGCA